Durio zibethinus is the source of this 2011-nucleotide messenger RNA. Its product is annotated as transcription termination factor MTERF8, chloroplastic-like. Gene Ontology annotation, molecular function: double-stranded DNA binding. Lineage: Eukaryota; Viridiplantae; Streptophyta; Magnoliopsida; Malvales; Malvaceae. Gene Ontology annotation, biological process: regulation of DNA-templated transcription. The record is from RefSeq and is a predicted model, not a curated record.
UCUGCAUAAUGAAAAUUGAAUUUUAAACCCUAAAAUCCCCUGCAGAGAUUUCCUCAAAAACCUCAAUGCAAACCCUCAAAUUAUCUUCCAUUUUCUCAACUUCCUAUUUUCUCAAUUUUUCGUUAAAACCCAAAUCAUUUAUUUUUAUUUUCUCGUAUUCUCGUUCCACCUCUGUUUCGAAUCCUCCCCUUUUCAAUUACCUUGUAAAAAACUUGGAUUUCACUGAAACCCAAGCUUUUUCAAUCUCUAAUCGUUACUCUCAUGUGAAAUCCCUCAAAAAGGCUUAUUCGGUUGCCAAUUUUUUCCAAAGUCUUGGCUUUUCUAAUGCCCAAAUAGCCUCUGCUGUCCAUGUGGCGCCCCACAUUCUGUUUGCUGAUGUAGAAAAGAAGCUUAGGCCAAAAAUCAAGCUUUUUCAAGAUCUGGGUCUUGUGGAACCCCAUCUGGGUAAGUUCUUUUCUAAGAAUUCUACGCUUUUAACUUGUAGUUUAGAUAAAAAGUUGAUUCCUUCUAUCCAAUUUGUCAAGAAAAUUUUAGGGAAUAAUAAUGAAGACUUGUUUAAGGUCUUCAAUAGAUGCAAUGGUUUUCUUGCUAGAGAUGACAUGUUAAAGUUGUCGAGAAACCUUGAGUAUUUGGAAAGCUGUGGGAUUGUUGGAUCUCAGCUCUCAAAGUUGUUAACGAGACAACCUAGGAUUUUUAGGAUGCGAGAAUCGGCAUUAGGGGAUCUCGUUACGAGGGUUGUAGAUAUGGGGUUUUCGAUUGAUUCGAGGAUGUUAAUGCAUGCUAUUCAUACCUUGAGUUGCUUGAGUGAACAAACAUUUCAGAAGAAAUGUGAAUUACUUAAGACUUUUGGUUUUUCGGAUAAUGAUUGCCUCGUUAUGUUUAGGAAGAUCCCCGGUGUUUUUAGGGUCUCUGAGGAGAAAAUGAAGUUACGAAUUGAGUUUUUUCUUAAUGUGGCAAAGUUUGAUAAGAAUGUUUUGGCUUCUAGGCCAAUUCUUUUGAUGAGUAGUUUAGAAGAUCGUGUGAUUCCUAGGUACCGAGUUUUGCAGAUUAUUAAGUCCAAGAAGUUGUUGAAAACGGAUCGGAGUUUUCUUUACAUCUUGGAUUUUACGGAGCGUAAAUUCUUGGAGUUCAUAUCAAGGUUUCCAGAUGAUGUGGAAGAACUGUUGAUGGCUUACAAAACUCGUAUUUUGCACACUUCUUCUUCAGAGGAAGAAAACACAUGAUAAAAGUCUUUUUCUAGGCCAAUUCUUUUGAUGAGUAGUUUGGGAGAUCAUAUGAUUCCUCAAUAUUGAGUUUUGCAGAUUAUUAAGUAGAAGAAGAAGUUGAAAAUGUAUUGGAGUUUUCUUUACAUCAUGGAAUAUACAGAGAAUGAAUUCUUGGAGUUCAUGUUAAGGUUUCCAGAUGAUGUGGAGGAACUGCUGAUAGCUUACAAGGCUCAUCUUUUGCACCCUUCUUUUUGAGAAGAAAAAACAUGCUAAGUAUGUUUGUAUUUAAUUGGUUUUACUUUAUCAAAGGCCACUUUUGAGCUGUCAUGUUGAUUCAAGAUGGUCCUCGUAUACUAAUAUGUCAUUUAAUUUAGUUUAUAUUUGAUCUAUACACUUAACAGUGUAUAGAAUUUAUAUUUUAUGCCAUUUUUUGUUUUUGAACUAUUUGGAGACAAAUUUGUUCAGCAUUUCUUCAUCAUGAAUAAAAAGUUCAUCCUUUUACUGUCUUCAAAAAGAAGGGAAAAAAUACACUUCCGAGGAAAAGAAAGGCUUGAUGUGGUGAUGUUUAAUUUAUGAUUCACCAAUUAUGCAUAUGUGUUAUGGAUUUCAUGUAUGAGACUAACAAGGAUGAAAUAGGCAUAAAAGAAUUUGAGAUAAUACCCUCAAUAGCUGUGAAAUAUUGCACUUUUAUUUUUUAAUGUGCUACUUAAAAAAUAUUUUUAAAUUGGUGUCUAAAUUUCAUUUUUGUCUAUUAAAUUAUACUUAACCCUAAGAUCAUUAGAAUAAACUUUAAUAUGGCUAACAGU